AUGUACAUCUUUGAUGGAUUGUCGGUGAUCUCUGAUACCUUUGACGAGCAUACCGAGCAUUUAACCUUUAUUCUAGGUGUGCUUGAGAAGCACGGAAUCUCCUUGGAACCCAAGAAAGCCUACGUCCCCUUCCCCGAGGUCUCACUUUUGGGCCAGCGGGUAGACGCGUUAGGUAUGACUACGCCGGAAGACAAGAUCAAGGCCAUCGCCGGUCUAGAAUUUCCCCGGACGUUACGUCAGCUGGAGACAUACCUCGGUAUGACCGGCGCUUUGCGUCAAUACGUGCCUCACUAUGCGAAGAAGUCAGAACCACUCCAGGUCAUCGAUAGUUUGUGUCACCCGAGGUGA
Molecule: messenger RNA, 348 nt
Organism: Penicillium psychrosexuale
Lineage: Eukaryota; Fungi; Ascomycota; Eurotiomycetes; Eurotiales; Aspergillaceae
Exons: 1
Coding region: 1-348 (115 amino acids)
Source: RefSeq, a predicted model, not a curated record